UUUAUAAACAACGAUUGCCGGGUGCAGUCGGAAACCUCGGAUUCGGCGACAUACACAGCACCAAGAACCCGAAGCAGCGUGCUCGUAAAAGCAUAUGUAAUUGCUUAUCACACCGGACUGUCCGAAAUCGGUAUAUUCCAUCGCUCCAGCGACAACAGAUCCCUUACCAUCUCGUACCCCCCGCGAAUUGCCGGUUUACGUAAACGCCAAUUCAAUUGUGUUCAUUUUAAAAACGUUUUAGCAGAGAGCAGCACAGCGCAUUAAUCAAAAUAAAAAAUGCGGCUACUGGUCAGACACGCGAUUCGAUUGUUGGGUCAGGAGAAUCGAGGAGGAGGUGGUGGUGAGGUGGCCUUAUUUUGGAAAGGAGGAAUCCGGCUGAAGGCCACAACCGGUUACCUAAAGCUGGCCACAGCAAGUGCUCAGCCAUUGGAGUCGGAGAAACAGGUGCUGAGAAACAAUUCUCCACUGACGGAUUCAUUUGGCCGACACCACACCUAUUUGAGGAUUUCUCUAACCGAACGCUGCAACCUGCGAUGUGACUACUGCAUGCCCGCUGAGGGAGUUCCCUUGCAACCCAAGUCGAAUCUGCUGACCACCGAGGAAAUCCUUCGCCUAGCGCGCAUUUUCGUGGAGCAGGGAGUGCGAAAGAUCCGGUUAACAGGAGGAGAACCCACUGUCAGGAGGGAUAUAGUAGAGAUAGUGGCACAAAUGAAGGCUCUACCGGAACUGGAGCAAGUUGGCAUAACAACCAAUGGUCUGGUGCUCACCCGUCUGCUUCUGCCGCUCCAGAGAGCAGGAUUAGAUUCCCUAAACAUCAGCUUAGAUACACUGAAGAGAGAUCGCUUUGAGAAAAUAACCCGGCGAAAAGGUUGGGAGCGGGUGAUAGCUGGCAUCGAUCUAGCCGUUCAAUUAGGCUAUCGUCCCAAGGUUAACUGUGUCCUUAUGCGCGAUUUCAACGAAGACGAGAUCUGCGACUUUGUAGACUUCACCAGGGAUCGUCCAGUGGAUGUGCGCUUUAUAGAGUAUAUGCCAUUUUCAGGUAACAAGUGGCAUACAGAAAGGCUUAUUUCCUACAAAGAUACCCUGCAAGCUAUCCGUCAAAGGUGGCCGGAUUUCGAGGCCCUUCCCAAUGGACCCAAUGACACAUCCAAAGCUUAUGCUGUGCCUGGUUUCAAGGGCCAGGUGGGUUUCAUCACCUCGAUGACGGAACACUUUUGUGGAACCUGCAACAGAUUGCGACUUACUGCGGAUGGUAACAUCAAGGUGUGUUUGUUUGGCAAUAAGGAGUUCUCCUUGAGAGAUGCCAUGCGAAAUGAGGGUAUAUCGGAGGAGCAGCUGGUGGAUCUGAUUGGAGCGGCGGUGCAGCGCAAGAAGAAACAGCAUGCAGAUGCUGCGCCACGGCUCCAUCAUCAAUACCAUUUUCUGUAUCACCCAGCACAUCAUUCUUCAAAGUUGCAGCUCCAGGUCCGAAAUUGCAGCCAGCUCACCCAUGUCAAUGCCCAGGGCAAGGCCCAAAUGGUGGAUGUGGGCGCCAAGCCUUCGACCACAAGAAUAGCUCGUGCAGAGGCCACUGUCCUGGUGGGCAAGCAUCUCACCCAACUUAUAGCAGCCAAUGAGCUGGCCAAAGGAGAUGUCUUAACGGUGGCCCAACUGGCUGGCAUCAUGGGAGCCAAACGCACAUCCGAACUGAUACCCCUGUGUCACAAUAUCAGCUUGUCCUCCGUGAAAGUGCAGGCCACUCUUCUCAGGAAUGAGCACUCAGUCCGGCUGGAGGCAUCGGUUCGCUGCUCCGGCCAAACUGGAGUCGAAAUGGAAGCCCUAACCGCUGUUUCCGUGGCCGCCUUAACUGUCUACGAUAUGUGCAAGGCCGUUUCCCACGACAUCUGCAUCACCAACGUCCGCCUGUUGAGCAAAUCCGGCGGAAAAAGGGACUUCCAGCGGGAGGAGUCGAAAGAAGGAGCAGUACAAGAGGUCGAGUGAGGAGUUGCGCUGACUGACUGGAUUAGUUUUAAUGUUAUGGUUAAACCAUAUAUAGGGGAAUAGAAAAUCUUAUACUGCUUAUUAUUCACCUAACCAUUUUUAAUUAGGAAGAGUUAUAUGAAAAUCAAAAUAACUAACUAUCGUUUUAUACAUUUGUUAACAUGGAUUUUUUCCUUCCUAAAUUGUGCUUCUUUAAAUCUAUUAUACUUUUUAUGAAAAAUGUAAUUUGUAUCAACAUACAAAGAAUGUAAUUUUUAGUGCUUUUAUAAAUAUGAAUAGACCCGAAAAAUGAAUUGACUAAUGUAAAAAUAAUAACAAAGACAUGAAAUAAAUUUUUUUAAUUAGCUGUAAUACUA
Drosophila rhopaloa is the source of this 2336-nucleotide messenger RNA. RefSeq names its product molybdenum cofactor biosynthesis protein 1 (gene Mocs1). Gene Ontology annotation, molecular function: 4 iron, 4 sulfur cluster binding; cyclic pyranopterin monophosphate synthase activity; GTP 3',8'-cyclase activity. Bases 277 to 1980 code for a protein of 567 amino acids. The record is from RefSeq and is a predicted model, not a curated record. The transcript has 4 exons. Lineage: Eukaryota; Metazoa; Arthropoda; Insecta; Diptera; Drosophilidae. Gene Ontology annotation, biological process: Mo-molybdopterin cofactor biosynthetic process.